AUGUACAUCACCCUCUACUACAUAGUCACCCGGCUCCCUGACUCCCUUCGCUUGGUCAGCGACCACUUCCUCUCAGUUUUCCCCACCACACUCACCGUUGACCUCCUCGAGGAGCGCCUCCUAGCAGCUGAUCGGUCGGCGCUGCGUCUGCCCCUCGCGGGAGACGCCGUACCGGCAAGGGCAAGGGGGGCAAGGGCGCUGGAGGGGCUGGCGGGGGCGGUGGAGGUGGUGGUGGAGGCAGUGGAGGGGGUGGGGGUGGUGGUGGGAGUGGUGGCGGGGGUGGAGGCGUCGGUGGCAGCAGUGGAGGCGGAGGAGGCGACGAUGGUGGCGGAGGGAGCGGAGGCGGCGGAGGUGGCGGAGGCGGCGGAGGUGGCGGAAGCGGCGGAGGUGGCGGAGGCGGCGGCGGAGGCGGUGGAGCUGGUCGUGGCUCUGCGCAGAGGAGUGGGUCCGGUGGUGCCAGGUGGGGGUACUGUUCCCUGCACCUACGUCCUCCGUAUAGGCGACCGUGCUGGUGAGCAGUGCGGGGGCCUGCACUCCACCCAGCGCUGCUUUGGCCGCCUGACGAACGCGUGGCGUCACCAGUUCCCUGAUGCCACUGAGAUCCCUCGCUCGGAUGUUCUGUCUAGGGCUGGGGUUGCUAUCUUUGAUCUUGAUUAUGAUGCUAUUCUUGCUGCCAUGUAUGCUGUGUCUACUAGUGAUGAGGGUGAUUGUUACCUGUAUGUUCCGCUUGACCCGGGUCAUUGA
This is a messenger RNA of Closterium sp. NIES-65, 744 nucleotides long. The record is from the annotation of a GenBank genome assembly. Lineage: Eukaryota; Viridiplantae; Streptophyta; Zygnematophyceae; Desmidiales; Closteriaceae.